AUGCUCUCUUCACUCCUGCGACCCAAGAAACACCGCCAACACGUCGAGGAGCAUUCGCCCUUCUCAUCCAUCUAUCCAGUCGACUCGUCGCCAAUCGUUGCGCGUCAGGAACGACAGGUCCGCCAUGCCACUGCCGAUUGGACCGAAACAGAGGCAGAAGACGACAAUUCAGAGGGCGACGAUGACGGGGAAGAUAUCGAUGAAGAUGGCGUGGAUCGCGAGGCUGGCGAUGAAGAAGAGGGAGAGGAAGAAGAAGACCAAGACGAAGAUGAGGAUGGAGAGGAAGAUACUCCAUUGCUUCCAAUCUUCUCUGCAGCCCAUCUAGACGCCCUACCGGUCUAUAAGCUCACUCACGCCAUUCGUCUGAUAGUCGUUCCGAAAACCGAAACCACCCUCACUUGGGAUCAGCUACGAUCACCGCAAGUAUCGCAAUUCCUCGUCAAGCCCAUGCAGCAGCAAAUUCGAACCUCUCACUUCUCUCGAGCAACCCUCUACGCGUUGAUGGCAAACUCAUUACAAUUCCAAAAGGAGGGGCAGACCAAUCCAGGAAAUGCGGGCACCUCUCGUACCAGAGCCAUGGUCUGUGAGUUGCUGGCGAUAAAGCUAUUGAAAGAAUACAACACGCGAGAACUCAUAGAUGCCUUGUCGUACGACUUCUUCCCCCUUCAAGGCCUUACCAUACCCAAUAUCUCAGCACCUGGUGGACAGAUGACCCGGCCAAAGCCUGCUGCCGCUCGAAUUUCGACCUUAGAAGUUGCUAUCAGAGCUUCUGCGAAACGAUUCAUAGCACAUCCUCUUGUCGUUCAGCAGCUCGAGGCUAUAUGGGCUGGUACAAUCGUCUUCCACUCUGCAGCAGACAAUCUCCAUCGACGCCAAUCCACGCCACCACAGCAAAUGCAGGAAACUCGCAGGGUCAACAGUAGACAGAACCUGUUAGACCCAGGUCAACGUGUUACAUACGGAGCCAUUGCUUCUCCGCGGACAUCACCAAAGAAGGACCCUCCAGUCCUAGCAAUUCAGAGCAGGAGGACUGUUACCCUCUACGACCCUAGAGACGCCUCGCUUUUCAAACUAUCCAGACUUCGAGUUCCAAGAUAUCGGCAAUUCUUUUCAACCUGCUCCCUUGCGAUUCUGCUAGGUUUGUUCCUUGCUGUGCUCAUUGAUCGGUCAAUGGAUAUUACCUCGUUGGAAGUUGUCUUUUGGUUCUGGAGUGCCGGCUUCAUGCUUGACGAAGUGGUCGGCUUUAAUGAGCAGGGCUUCAGUCUGUACCUCAUGAGUUUUUGGAACACGUUCGAUCUUGGGAUUCUGUUAUUACUAAUGGUAUACUAUUCCAUGCGACUAUAUGGCAUUUUCUUAGUCGAUGGAUUAGGUAGAAGCGAGUGGAAUAACAUGGCAUAUGAUGUCCUCGCGACAAAUGCUAUCCUCCUUUUCCCACGGCUGUUCAGCGUUCUGGAUCACUACCGAUACUUCUCUCAACUCUUGAUUGCGUUCAGGCUGAUGGCCGUUGACUUGGUUGCCGUGUUCAUUUUAAUCCUCAUUGCCUGCAGUGGGUUCUUUGUUGCUUUUACGCUAUCCUUUGGGACGAACGAUUACGACGCUGCUGGUGUGGCGUACAAGAUCUUCCAAAUUCUUAUGGGUUUUACUCCUGCGGCAUGGGAAGCUUGGCCAACGUACAAUCCUCUGGGAAAAGCCAUCUUGGUUCUGUUUCUCUUCAUCUGUCACUUCUUGGUUGUGACAAUAUUGAUUACGGUUCUCACCAAUUCCUUCAUGGCGAUUGUGUCAAAUGCGGACGAAGAACAUCAGUUUGUUUUUGCAGUCAACACCAUCUCAAUGGUCAAGAAUGAUGCACUCUUCUCCUACGUAGCACCAAGCAACAUAUUUGCAUGGCUUCUCACCCCUAUGCGAUUCUUCCUCUCGUUUCGAAUGUUCAUCAAGCUCAAUCGAACCGUCAUCAAGGUGACGCAUUUUCCCUUGCUAUUCAGCAUCUAUGCGUACGAGAAGCUAUUCCUAGCCCGAUCGGUCUUUGAGCCUACAGAUCUCGUGGACAAUGUUAGUCGUGGCCGGCCAAGGCUUGUAUCAUUCCAGGACUCCAAGCAAGGACUAUUCAGCCCUGGCACUCGAAUGCGUCAAGAGUCGACUGCUGGGUUCCAGAAAGAUGAGGCGUUGGAUGAAGUUUUCAGACUAGCGCCAAGACCGGACACCCUCCGAAGUACCCAGAAGAGUGUGGAGCGGCGGAAAACCCAUAUGGUCAACAAUUGGAUGGAUCAUCAGGGCAGUCAAGCAAGUCCACCUCAAGAGCAAGAUCGAUCAAUCGUUGAUCGCUUAGAGACGAGAAGACAAGCCAGGAGAGCUACAAUGAUGAAGCAGAGGGGCAUUUCUGGUAAUAGAUCAGUGGCUAGUGAUCCAGCCGAGUUCAUGUCUACUGGCCCAUUUCAUGAUCAAGAUCCAGACCAAUAUGAGUUUACCAAUGAGCAUAUUGGCGGUCAUGAAGAUGAGGAUGGAGACGAUGAGCUCGUGACGAAUGAUGACGACGAGGGAUUAACUCUGGAGCAUCCACGAAGUCAUAUCGCGCCUGCGGAGGACGAAUCCGAGGAAGAAGAUUAUUUCAGAACGCCAACCGGCGGAACCAGAUUGACGCCCACCUCAUCGAAGAACCUCGUCCCCAUUAACGACCCUCCAAAGUCAUCUCCACCCAAACGACGCGCUCACAACCGCAAUCUAUCCACAAACACCAUACUCUUCAACCCAAUCACUAGCAAUCACAGCUCAUCCUCCGCCUCACCACCUAGAUCUCGACCAUUAACAGCCAAGCAUCACUCAAGAACAAACACAGGAACGCACACUCCAGCAAAAACCACAGGGACAAACACUCAUCUUCUAACUGGCCAACGCACCCCUAGACACUCUAUCUACACAACCGCCAAUACAAGACCAUCUGUGCAACCACGUCCCAUCAUGCCCCCACGGCAACAUUUCCAAUCGGUCCCGAACUUCAAUUUCGAAUCUCGAACUCGACAAAUCCGGCACAGAGUCUCUAGCUUGGAUAUGGGCAUGUCAGAGCUCGGUCUCGACAACAAUCAUAUGCUAGGCGCCGUCCCGAGUUCCUUCGCAACGCAAAUGGCCAUGGCUACUGGCGAUUUGAAAGCUUUUCAUCGGAAAGACAAAGAAGAUGAAGGCAUGAUGGGUCGACUUAUGCUUGCGCGAAUGAAAACCCUGGAAGAAGGUUUUGCGGAUGUAGUGAGGGAGUUCAAGGGCAUGCAGAGUCGAACGGCAGGGAAUAGUUCUGUAGAUGGAGUCGACGAGAAUCUUGCACCGAGAGAUAAGGGGAAGGGUAGGGAGCGGGUGAAGAAGAAGAAGCCGUCACGUACUACCAGUGAACUUGAUUUUGGUAUUGUUGGGGAGGCUGCGCCGACGCAGAUGCUCGAG
Lachnellula hyalina is the source of this 3426-nucleotide messenger RNA. Its product is annotated as Calcium channel. Gene Ontology annotation, biological process: transmembrane transport; monoatomic ion transport. NCBI's taxonomy places the organism in Eukaryota, Fungi, Ascomycota, Leotiomycetes, Helotiales, Lachnaceae. The annotation marks the transcript as partial. Gene Ontology annotation, cellular component: membrane. Gene Ontology annotation, molecular function: monoatomic ion channel activity. The transcript has 2 exons. The record is from RefSeq and is a predicted model, not a curated record.